AUGGCCAGCGAAAUCGACAUCUACAACCAAUACCCAAUCCACAUGGAUCCAGCCUCAAAGGCCCUCUCCCUCCAAAGCAGCACAACCCCAAACCAAAAAGCCCUCCUAACAACCGAACUCGAAGAACUAAACGCCCUCCACCGCAACCUAAUCUCCCUCGACCCACCAAACAUCCCCCCAGCGCCCCUCCCCCUAAACCCCAAGCGCAGCGCCCAAAUCAGCAAGCUGCGCGAUAGCGCAAACGCCGCUUACCGCAAGUCAAACUACGACGAGGCUAUCAAGCUCUACACCUACGCUAUCGAUAUGGGUCUUGCGCGACCUGGCUGGGAGCCUGUUGCUGUUGCCCGUGAGGAACUGGCGGGUCUGUAUGGGAAUCGGGCGCAGGCUUAUAUGGCUCAGCAGGCUUGGCCGGAGGGAUUGGUUGAUGCUAAGGCUAGUGUGGAUUCGAAGCCGGUGGGGAAUGUUAAGGCUUGGUGGAGGAUUGCGAAGAGUUUGGCGGAGAUGGGGAGGUAUGAGGAGAGUAGGAAGUUUUUGCAUAAGGGGCUUGAUAUUGAGGGGAAGGAGAGUGAGGGGGCUUGA
Messenger RNA from Penicillium brevicompactum, 579 nucleotides. RefSeq lists its product as uncharacterized. The record is from RefSeq and is a predicted model, not a curated record. Gene Ontology annotation, molecular function: protein binding. Lineage: Eukaryota; Fungi; Ascomycota; Eurotiomycetes; Eurotiales; Aspergillaceae. Bases 1 to 579 code for a protein of 192 amino acids. The transcript is spliced from 2 exons.